This is a messenger RNA of Strongylus vulgaris, 225 nucleotides long. Lineage: Eukaryota; Metazoa; Nematoda; Chromadorea; Rhabditida; Strongylidae. The record is from the annotation of a GenBank genome assembly.
ACUUCUUCGCUUCGUUAUGGGUCUGAACUAGGAUUGUCAUCGCAAGGAUCGACGGCAUUGUCCUCGCGUAGAGGACAUGCUCGUGCUGAUCUUGGAACCGCGCCAAGUCAUCAUAGGACUGUCCGUAUCGAAGGACUUGAGGAUGAUCUGGCAGACGACAACAAUCAGCCCCGUAUGUACAUCUGGGGAACGAGAAUCUGCGUAGUUGACGUGCAGAGGAUGUAA